AUGCCCUCUGAAGGCGGCUGUGGCAGCGGUGUAGCGCAUACCCCACAAAGAAAAAAAAAGAGACAGCUCCGUGGGGAAGGCUGUCUGUCUAUUGCGGAACUAGCGCUCGCGGCGAGUGGCGGCGCAGGUGCGUUGCGGCGCCGGACGUCGCUUGGCGCUGACCGCCAUUCCGCCCUGUGCGCACGGUGGAUGGGCCUUUGCCCAGCGAUGCUUCCGGUGACAGCGGAACAUGUUUGGUUCGAUAUCGGGUUUUAUCCCAUCCAGCGUGGCCGUAACUUGGACCAAACUUUGAAGAGUAAUAAUAAUAAUAAUAAUAAUAAUAAUAAUAAAUAG
Messenger RNA from Gryllus bimaculatus (two-spotted cricket), 333 nucleotides. NCBI's taxonomy places the organism in Eukaryota, Metazoa, Arthropoda, Insecta, Orthoptera, Gryllidae. The record is from the annotation of a GenBank genome assembly.